AUGUCCCAGCGAGGGGGACGCAGGAGGAGGCCUGGGGCCCGGGGGCCUCCGCUGUGCAGCGUCCGGCCCUUUAAGUCCAGCGAGCAGUACCUGGAGGCCAUGAAGGAGGACCUGGCCGAGUGGCUCCGUGAUCUCUACGGGCUGGACAUCAGCGCCGCCAACUUCCUGCAGGCGCUGGAGACGGGCCUGGUGCUGUGCCGGCACGCCAACGCCGUCACCGAGGCCGCCCUGGCCUUCCUGGCUGCGGCGCCCGUCCGCGCCCGGAGGGUUCCCGUGCCCCGGGCCCGGGUGACCUGCAAUGACGCCGCCCGGCCAGGCACCUUCCAGGCCCGGGACAACGUCUCCAACUUCAUCCAGUGGUGUCGCCAGGAGAUGGGCAUCCAAGAGGUGCUGAUGUUCGAGACGGAGGACCUGGUGCUGCGCAAGAACGUGAGGAGCGUGGUGCUGUGUCUGCUGGAGCUGGGCCGCCGCGCCUGGCGCUUCGGGGUGGCGGCGCCCACCCUGGUGCAGCUGGAGGCCGAGAUCGACGAGGAGCUGCGGAGGGAGCUGGCCCUGCCCCCGCCCGACCCCCCGCCGCCGGCGCCGCUGCGGCGCAGGCCCUGCCACUUCCGCAACCUGGACCGGAUGGUUCAGAGCCUCGUGAGCCACUGCACAUGCCCAGUUCAGUUCUCCAUGGUCAAGGUGUCCGAGGGGAAGUACCGUGUGGGGGACUCCAACACCCUCAUCUUCAUCCGGGUCCUCCGGAACCACGUGAUGGUGCGAGUCGGGGGCGGCUGGGACACCCUGGGCCAUUAUCUGGACAAACACGACCCCUGCCGGUGCACAUCCCUCUCACACAAGCCACGCAGCUUCCUGAAGCCCCCAGCCCCGCCGGUGCAGCACGAGGUGCGGGUGCUGGAUGGGCCCUGGCAGCCGCAGCCGAGGAUGACGGUCAGCCGCUCUCAGAGCCCGCCGCCCCCUGUGGACUGGAGGACGUACACCUCUUCGGGCCGGAAGCUGAGGCCCCCCGCCUCCUCCCCCACGCCUCGCCGUGAACGGGGAGCAGGGGCGGGGGCCCACAGAGAGGCAACGCCAUUCCUAAGGAGCCAGGAGAGGCCACCCACCCCACCUCCGAGGCGGCUGCCAGCUGAGGACAGCUCACCCAGACCCCAAUCCUCACCCACCCCCAGGGGCCGAGACCCACAGUGCACCUCCUCAGGGAGGAGGGCGGAAAGACACCCCUUUGAACUCCCCAGGGGAAGGACUCCUACGUCUUGGGUUCAUGGGGAGACAGACAGCUGGGGAACCCAUUCCAGGGCCUCCACCCCCCAGAGACUCCGAGCCCCUGAGGCUACUGCCCCAGGGAUGCCAGCACGAGGACCGUCUCCCCUGCCUGGUUACUCCAGUCCCUCAGCCAGGCCCCCGGGCUCCAGGAAGCCGCCUCGGGGGGAUGCUCCCUCCCAGCUCAGGGAGCCAGUGCCUGUCCGUCCUCCAUCCCCUGCUAAAGGACCCACCGGGACCGCUGUCCAGCGGGCCCCCGCCCGACCGCCCACUCCAGGAGGCAGCCGUCCAGGUACUGCGCGUAGAGGUCUCACCACAGACCGGGAAAGAAGCUCCAGGCCACCCGGGGCCGCCGCUGGAGUGCUGGCUGGGCCCAGUCGUGGUGGGGACUGCUCGGUGGAAGGAAGGCCAGGGGUCCGGAAGCUGGACAUCUGGGUGACAGCAGAAGCUGAACAGUCUCGGGGCCUGGACACGCCUCUGACCCCGGGCGGGACCCGGAAGCCAGCCAUCUGCCACAGUCUUGAGGAGGAGCUUUUGGCCGACAUGAAGCUGCUAGAGGUGGGGACUACCCACCCCCAGGGCCCAGGUUCUGGCCUCAUCCCUCGCAGUGGAGUCUACGUCCCCGGCCUGGGGGGGCGGUGGCCUGAGCCUGGGGGUCCUUAUGACGAAGUCAUCCAAGAACUGGCGCGGGACCCUCCCCCCCUCACUAAAGUGGACCUGGGGGCCUGGAAGGCCACCCCUCCGAACUCCCCUAAGCUGGCAGUUACCACGGGCCCAGGAAGCCCAAGAGGGAAACUGGGAGCCAGAGAGAGUGGGCGAAGGUCAAAGGCAGCCCUGAGUGCCACGGACGCCGGGAUGAGGAAGGUCCCAGCUCCAGGAGGGCAGGACCGCUCAGCCCCUCCCGUGGGUGCCAGCCUGGAAGCCCCCGCACCUUCGCCCUUGGACCCAAAUUCGGACAAAGCCAAGGCAUGCCCAGCCAAGGGCAGGAGAGCACUGCGGAAGCCCAAGAGAGUACCGUCUAUCUACAAGCUGAAGCUGAGGCUCAGAAUCCGGCCCCGGAGAGACCACAGGCCUGAGAAGCAGCCCUCGCGAAUCCCUAAACCCCUGGCCUACCUCCGCCUGGGUCCAGCCAAGGCGCCCCCUAGCGGCAGGCUGGAAAGAGCGUCAGCGCUGGGCAGGAAGGGAGGGGAGGCAGCCCUGGUGGAUGGAGCCUGGGCAGGGGAGAAAGAGGAAGGAAAGGAGGAGAAAGAGCCAGCCAUUCCACGGGAGAGCAGACCCCAAUGUACAGAGGGCCUGGGGCCUCAGCGGCUGGAUCCACUCCCUCCCGAGGAAGAGUCCUGGGUCUAA
This is a messenger RNA of Pipistrellus nathusii (Nathusius's pipistrelle), 2607 nucleotides long. Lineage: Eukaryota; Metazoa; Chordata; Mammalia; Chiroptera; Vespertilionidae. The record is from the annotation of a GenBank genome assembly.